AUGGAGGCCCCCCUGGACGUGCCCGUAGGGAACCUGAUUGACUUUGAUGCUGAAACCCCCACUUGCAUCCCCUCGGAGCCCUCUCCUCCCACCGUCCCCAGUGGCAACGGGCACCUGGGGGACGCAGGGGAUGAUGCCGGAGAGGAGAGCGAUGCCACCGAGUCGGCGGACAGCGAGAAUGACAUGGGCGACUCUCCGAGGCGCUGGGGCGGCUACCACCGCUCCUCCUCCAACGAGUCCUUCUCCUCCAGCCAGAGCACCGAGUCGGCCCGGGACGAGGCGAUGGCUGAGCGCCGGGAGUUCAUGCGGCACUACGUGGAGAAGAUCUUCACCGGCGGAGAGGACCUGGACCAAGAAGAGAAGGCCAGGUUUGGCGAGCUCUGCAGCGGCGAGAACGGGAAGGGCAGGGAGUGGUUCGCGAGAUACGUGAGCGCCCAGCGCUGCAACUCCAAGUGUGUCUCGGAGCAGACCUUCUACCGCCUGAUGCAGUCCUUCGCCCUUGUGCUCUUUGAGUGUCACCAGAUGGAUGACUUCAGCCCUGCCAAGAACCUCAUGACCAUGUGUUUCACCUACUACUACGUGGGCAAGACCCACGCGCUGCCCUUGGAGGCCAAGGAGAAGCCCAUGGGCAGCAUUGACUCGUACCUGAAGUCAGCCAACACCUGGCUGGCGGAGAAGAAGGACAUCGCGGAGCGGCUGCUGAAAAACACCUCGGCCAAGACGGAGAAUGUCAAGGGCUUCUUCGGGGGCCUGGAGACCAAACUGAAGGGUCCUACCACCAAAAAGAGCGACGAAGGCGAGGACAAACCGAAGGAGAAGCUGAAGAAGACGGUUUCUGUGCAGAGCCCAGAGGAGGAGAAGAAAGGCGAGAAGAUCUACCUGUACAUGCACCUCAAGCAGCAGCCGAUCUGGUAA
Molecule: messenger RNA, 915 nt
Organism: Tauraco erythrolophus (red-crested turaco)
Lineage: Eukaryota; Metazoa; Chordata; Aves; Musophagiformes; Musophagidae
Source: RefSeq, a predicted model, not a curated record